AGAAAAUUAUGAGCAACCUCAGGUACUCGGACACCAAUUUUUCCAACGAGGGAGAAUUUCAGGAUAAGGCAGCAGAGCAUAGGAGAGGAAAGCCACAGCACUCCCACAUAUCAACGGCUAAUUCUCGUCGCAAAUCGCAUUUCAGAUUCUCAGUAUUCUCUCUGCACUACUUGAAGAGAAGAAAAUGCUGGCAGAAUCUGCAUUUCUAAGUAGAGCAGCUUCUAUUUGCUUAAAAUGGCAAUCUUCGACAAGAAACACCAAUAAAUCCCAUGCUAAGCUCCUUGUAUACUCGAGAAUUCGCCCUUCUCAUUCCAUGGAUGACGAGAACGAGGUCUACAAACAACUGGGUUUCUUUUCAUUGAAAAAGAAGAUUGAAGAUGCUGUUCUCCGAGCUGAGAUGUCAGCACCAACAGCACUAGAGCUGGAGGAAGUGAGACGGAUCAAGCAGGAAGAAAUAAUGCGUGGUUGCAACCUCUGGGAUGACCCUGCUAAAUCCAAUGAAAUUCUUGGCAGAUUUGCUGAUAGUGCUAAGGCAAUUGAUGCCCUCAAAGACCUAAAAUAUAAGGUUGAAGAGGCAAAACUGAUCUCACAGUUGGCAGAGGUGGAAGGCAUCAAUUAUCAACUUUUUAAGCAAGCAUAUAGCGCAUCUUUAGAUGUGAACAAAUUCUUGGAUCAGUAUGAGAUGGUGAAGCUUCUUAAGGGGCCAUAUGAUGCGGAGGGAGCAUGUGUAAUUGUUAAAGCUGGACCUGAAGGCCUUAAUGCUGAGAAAUGGGCAGAAGAUCUUCUGAACAUGUAUAUCAAAUGGGCCAAAAAGCUGGGCUACAAAAGCAGGCUAGUUGAGAAGCAUCCUUCUGUGACUGGAUAUGGCGGUACCCAGAUGGUAACUAUUGAGUUUGAAUUUGAGCAUGCAUAUGGCUAUCUCUCAGGAGAGAGAGGCAUUCAUCACAUGAUAAAUUCUCGAAAUGGGUCUGUUGCUGUUCAGUAUGAGGUAAGCAACUGAAUUUCUUCAUGCACUUAAAUUCAUGAAAGCAUAGGCUAGAAGCAUUGUAUUACCUUGAUUAGAAGAAUUACUGAUUGUUGAGUUCCUAAUAUGAGUUAAUAUUUUUCAUUUGACUUGUGAAAAUGGGGUUUGUUUGGCAAAAUUCAUUUGCAA
This is a messenger RNA of Manihot esculenta (cassava), 1153 nucleotides long. RefSeq names its product peptide chain release factor PrfB3, chloroplastic. Gene Ontology annotation, biological process: translational termination. The record is from RefSeq and is a predicted model, not a curated record. The coding region runs from base 185 to 1000 and encodes 271 amino acids. Lineage: Eukaryota; Viridiplantae; Streptophyta; Magnoliopsida; Malpighiales; Euphorbiaceae. The transcript is spliced from 4 exons.